Enterobius vermicularis (human pinworm) is the source of this 939-nucleotide messenger RNA. Lineage: Eukaryota; Metazoa; Nematoda; Chromadorea; Rhabditida; Oxyuridae. The record is from the annotation of a GenBank genome assembly.
AUGGAAGCUUAUAAUCAUCUGCUCUACGAGGCAAUUAAGUAUGCAAAAGAAAACACCAGUGGAAAGGAAAAUGUACAACUUUUCUCAUUUCUUUUUUCAACGUUGUGCGCAACACAUAAAAAACUUUUUUCUUGCUUUCAUGCACUAAUAUUACAAAAUUCGGUGCGGAAACUUGCAAUGGAUAAACUCUUUGUUUUAUUUGGUAAAGAGAUAUUAAAAAUUAUUCCUGGUCGAGUUUCUACAGAAGUUGAUGCAAGAUUGUCGUUCGAUAAGGAAGCUCAAGUUGCCAAAGCACUGUCUCUGAUAAAACUUUAUGAAGAAGAGGGCAUUUCGAAAGAACGAGUACUUAUCAAGCUGGCCUCUACUUGGGAAGGAAUACAAGCUGGCAGGGAAUUAGAAACCAAGCACGGCAUACACUGCAACAUGACAUUGUUGUUCAGCUUCUACCAGGCUGUUGCAUGCGCUGAUGCUGGAGUAACUCUUAUUUCUCCGUUUGUUGGCCGCAUUCUCGACUGGAACUUGAAAAAUAAAGAGAAGAAAACAUACAAUCGGAAUAAUGAUCCUGGAGUUUUGAGCGUCAAAAAGAUUUACAAUUACUACAAAAAAUUUGGAUAUAAAACACAAGUCAUGGCAGCAUCUUUCAGAAACACAGAGGAAAUUAAGGGUUUAGCUGGUUGUGAUCUUUUAACUAUUAGUCCCUCACUUUUAAAAGAAAUGGACAGCGAUACUGAGCAGAUUGAAGUUGUUUUAAGCGUUGAUAAGGCGAAAUCAUCGGAUUUGGAAAAAAUAUCGGUGUCACAAGCAGACUUUCUCUUCCAGGUCAACGACGAAGCUAUGGCGGCAGAUAAGUUAGCAGAGGGAAUACGUCGUUUUGCUGCAGAUGCUAGAGCUCUUGAAAAGAUGAUUGACGAAGUUUUACACGGUAAAAAAUCCCAGUGA